Messenger RNA from Polyodon spathula (Mississippi paddlefish), 2940 nucleotides. RefSeq names its product hippocalcin-like protein 4. The coding region runs from base 213 to 788 and encodes 191 amino acids. The record is from RefSeq and is a predicted model, not a curated record. Gene Ontology annotation, molecular function: calcium ion binding. The transcript has 4 exons. Lineage: Eukaryota; Metazoa; Chordata; Actinopteri; Acipenseriformes; Polyodontidae.
GCUCCAUUCAGAUUGCAGAGCGGAGGAGCGCAUAGCGCUGGCACGAUAGUGAUCAUUGCAGUGGGUAAUACGCUUAACAAAGCGACUGGCUUCAAAGUGCUCAUUAUAUCCGCUAUUCAACAGCAAAGUACUGCUAUAUUACUCAGCUACGAGUUAUCAAGUUUGGAACUAACAGUUUGACACAGAUUGUGAAUUCGUAGUUGUGUUGCGCGAUGGGGAAACACAACAGCAAGCUGGCCCCGGAGGUUCUGGACGACCUGUCGAAGAGUACAGAGUUCAACGAGAGCGAGCUGAAGCAGUGGUACAAGGGCUUCCUGAAGGACUGUCCUACUGGCAUCCUCAACCUGGAGGAGUUCCAGCAGCUCUACGUCAAGUUCUUCCCGUACGGAGAUGCCUCCAAGUUUGCACAACAUGCCUUCCGGACGUUCGAUAAGAACGGGGAUGGGACCAUAGACUUCCGGGAGUUCAUUUGUGCCCUAUCCAUAACAUCCCGGGGCAGCUUUGAGCAGAAACUCAACUGGGCCUUCAACAUGUACGACCUGGAUGGAGAUGGCAAGAUCACACGCAUGGAGAUGCUGGAGAUCAUUGAGGCGAUCUAUAAGAUGGUGGGCACGGUGAUCAUGAUGCGCAUGAAUGAGGACGGGCUGACCCCGCAGCAACGCGUCGACAAGAUCUUCAGCAAGAUGGACAGGGAUCACAACGACGAGAUCACGCUCGAGGAGUUCAAGGAGGCAGCCAAGAGCGACCCCUCCAUCGUGCUGCUGCUGCAGUGCGACAUGCAGAAAUAGAUGAGAGAGAGGGAAGAGAGGGAGAAGGGAGAGGGGGAGAGAGACUAGCAGGGGUGUGCAGGGAGCAGCUUAUCUCUUCAUAUUACUCGCCAGCUUCUGUACCGUAAUGUUUUUACGGCUCCCCUCAGAGUUGUUUAGUUCAUUUUUUAGCUCAGUUGGGAUGGAGCCAUCCUAUCGCCCAUGUUGGUCCGCAGGUAAUAGUGUCCCCACCCAAUCUUCUCUGUGCUGAGCAGAGCGUCCUUUUUAGAGGGAAUAUUGAAUGUGGGUGCCAUCUGUUUUUCCUUCUAACUAGAAAGGGAUUAGCUGUCUAGAAAAGAAAGAAAGAAAGAAAGAAAGAAAGAAAGAAAGAAAGAAAGAAAGAAAGAAAGAAAGAAAGAAAGAAAGUGGAAGAGGGUGCUGCUCAGUAGCAUUGUACUCUCUGCUGGGACUUUUACAAUAUAUUUGAAAUUAAAAGUUCUAAUCCACAGGGAAGCAGUGAAUAAAGGGUGAAAUCCUAGGGACUUUGCCUUUAAUAUCUUUUUAAUGCAAAAGAAUACAAAGAAAUGGGGAUUUCUAGUCUUUGACCACUGUGUGUUUAAGUGCCAAUGAAAAGUCUUUUUUUUUCCUGAGACAUUCUAAACAAAUUGAUUGUAUUUAGGGAAGUUUAGAGCUGUAGAUUUUAAAAUUCCCCGCAUGCAGUAAAAUAACUAACAGGAGUUCUGGCUGUUGAAGCCGUGACGCAGUCAUUCCUAAACUACUCUGAAACCUGAGAUUUAAAAUAACUGGUGCAAACGCACAUUCAAAAUCCCAAGCAGAUUUCACAGGUAAAAUGUUGUGUUCAUCUCGUCUGCACAUCCCUGCUCUUAGCUGGCCCCUCCUCUCCCAGCUCUUAUUAAACAGAAUCUCAAAGGCAGACCAAACAAAGCUUUUUAAUCCUGGGGCAACUCUGGUGAAAGUGCUCUAACCAGAAGCACUGGAGUUCCUUUAGAUCUGUGACUCUGGAAACAAGUUACAGACUUCGUACUUCUUACAUGAAAAACAGCCCAGGCAGAACUGCAGUAAAUGAGCCUUGCAUUGCAGUGCAGUACAGACUGCAGUUUAAAGCAACGGUCCGCCAUACUUUUUUUUUAAAUAAACAAUGCACUGUUUUUAAGUAUUUACAAAUUAUUCUGCUGUAUUUUGUGCUAGCAGCCCCCCCUUAGUGGUGACAUGCUUACACUGCAGCUCCCUGUAUCUAAUACCUAUCCCUGUGGUGACAUCACCAGUACCUGCACUACACUGUCUCCAUGCAACCUAUAUAAACCCCAAGUGACAGCCGAGCCUGCACUGGGAGAGUCACACCAGACCAAGAAAAUGGCGUGUUUAAUGUAUUUAUUUAUUUAUCUAUAUAUAUUUAUCUUUUUUAUAUAUUUUAAGCUAUAUUGAUCGACAGUAAUCAUUGAGUAUGUAGUGAAUAUAGAUAAAACAUGCAAUGUGAUCCUUCAUGGUUUUGUCAAUGCACUAGCAUGUGAAACAAGCAGCUGUGGGUCUCUAGCGCCUAGUAAAAGCACUGUACUGUACUAUUCACCCAAAACUCUUUUGUAGUCUGCAGUUUCUGUUCAAAUGUUGAAUUAGGGUUGAGUAGAAAUGAUCAAAGUUUAUAUUAGUUAAGGCAAAGUGUAAUAAAGCCUGUUGAUACCAUGGCAUAGUUGUAAAGUCCAGAGAGGUGUGGCAAAGCAUAUUAGAAUUCAUAAACAAGGUAUAAGCCUGGGGAAAACCGACAUCGCUGUGCACAUUUGCCACAGUAUACUUUUAUAAGGGAAAGUCUGCAAAAACGUGCUAUUUGAGUUCAGUCUGAGCAAGCCAUCGUACGAUCAGCGGUACUAAAAAGACAUUUAGUUAUCCAUCGAAAACAUUUUGUACAAUACCUUUCUUAAGCAAUACGUUCCUUUGUGGUAGUGCUGGAUUGUGAAUCUCUAUGGGGGACAAUGUGCUGUGCUGCUGACAAGGGGUAGCUAGCGGGCAGCAAGUGAAGUGCAGCGUGACCGCUCUGCCCUGCAGCUGCACUGCUGCUUAUUCCACUGGAAUGCAAUCCGCUUUUACUGCACUGAGGCUGCUGCAGUUCUUCAUGUGUUCUGUCAAUGUACAUUUCUAUACAGUAUUUAACAGGUUGGAUUACCAGGGAACCGGAGAG